This is a messenger RNA of Prionailurus viverrinus (fishing cat), 5283 nucleotides long. It is a transcript of the gene KCNQ2, whose product is annotated as potassium voltage-gated channel subfamily Q member 2. Gene Ontology annotation, biological process: transmembrane transport; potassium ion transport. The transcript has 15 exons. The record is from RefSeq and is a predicted model, not a curated record. Gene Ontology annotation, molecular function: voltage-gated potassium channel activity. NCBI's taxonomy places the organism in Eukaryota, Metazoa, Chordata, Mammalia, Carnivora, Felidae. Gene Ontology annotation, cellular component: membrane. The coding region runs from base 22 to 2634 and encodes 870 amino acids.
GCCGGGGCGCCGCCCGGCACCAUGGUGCAGAAGUCGCGCAACGGCGGCGUGUACCCCGGCCCGAGCGGGGAGAAGAAGCUCAAGGUGGGCUUCGUGGGGUUGGACCCCGGCGCGCCCGACUCCACCCGGGACGGCGCGCUGCUCAUCGCCGGCUCCGAGGCCCCCAAGCGCGGCAGCAUCCUGAGCAAGCCGCGCGCGGGAGGCGCGGGCGCCGGGAAGCCCCCCAAGCGCAACGCCUUCUACCGCAAGCUGCAGAAUUUCCUCUACAACGUGCUGGAGCGGCCGCGCGGCUGGGCGUUCGUCUACCACGCCUACGUCUUCCUGCUGGUUUUCUCCUGCCUCGUGCUGUCCGUCUUCUCCACCAUCAAGGAGUACGAGAAGAGCUCCGAGGGCGCACUCUAUAUCUUGGAAAUCGUGACCAUCGUGGUGUUCGGGGUGGAGUACUUCGUGCGGAUCUGGGCGGCCGGCUGCUGCUGCCGGUACCGCGGCUGGAGGGGGCGGCUCAAGUUUGCCCGGAAGCCUUUCUGCGUAAUAGACAUCAUGGUGCUCAUCGCCUCCAUCGCCGUGCUGGCCGCUGGCUCCCAGGGCAACGUGUUCGCCACAUCGGCUCUCCGGAGCCUGCGCUUCCUACAGAUCCUCAGGAUGAUCCGUAUGGACCGGCGCGGCGGCACUUGGAAGCUGCUGGGCUCCGUGGUCUACGCCCACAGCAAGGAGCUGGUGACUGCCUGGUACAUCGGCUUCCUCUGCCUCAUCCUGGCCUCGUUUCUGGUGUACUUGGCAGAGAAGGGCGAGAAUGAUCACUUUGAUACCUACGCUGAUGCCCUCUGGUGGGGCCUGAUCACUCUGACGACCAUUGGUUAUGGGGACAAGUACCCCCAGACCUGGAACGGGAGGCUCCUGGCUGCAACGUUCACCCUCAUUGGCGUCUCCUUCUUUGCUCUUCCUGCGGGCAUUUUGGGAUCUGGCUUUGCUCUGAAAGUUCAAGAGCAGCACCGGCAGAAGCACUUUGAGAAGAGGCGGAACCCUGCAGCGGGCCUGAUCCAGUCCGCCUGGAGGUUCUAUGCCACCAACCUGUCCCGCACAGACCUGCACUCGACGUGGCAGUACUAUGAACGCACGGUGACCGUGCCCAUGUACAGACUGAUCCCGCCGCUCAACCAGCUGGAGCUGCUUCGGAACCUCAAGAGUAAAUCUGGGCUCACCUUCAGGAAGGAGCCUCAGCCGGAGCCCUCUCCAAGUCAGAAGGUCAGUUUGAAAGACCGUGUCUUCUCCAGCCCCCGAGGCGUGGCCGCCAAGGGGAAGGGGUCCCCUCAGGCCCAGACCGUCCGCCGGUCACCCAGUGCUGACCAGAGUCUGGAGGACAGUCCCAGCAAGGUGCCGAAGAGCUGGAGCUUCGGGGACCGCAGCCGGGCACGCCAGGCCUUCCGGAUCAAGGGCGCCGCGUCCCGACAGAACUCAGAAGAAGCGAGCCUCCCCGGGGAGGACGCCGCGGAGGACAACAAGAGCUGUAACUGCGAGUUUGUGACCGAAGAUCUGACCCCAGGCCUCAAAGUCAGCAUCCGGGCCGUGUGCGUGAUGCGCUUCCUGGUGUCCAAGCGGAAGUUCAAAGAGAGCUUGCGGCCAUACGACGUCAUGGACGUGAUCGAGCAGUACUCGGCCGGCCACCUGGACAUGCUGUCCCGCAUCAAGAACCUGCAGUCCAGGCAAGACCCGGAGCCUGGAUCUGGGGGCCCGUGGCCUGGCCCGGGAGGAAAGGGCCACGGGCCCCGGCGCACCCACCCGAGCUCAUGCUGGGGGGUGGGGUCUCUUCCCGGCAGAGUGGACCAGAUCGUGGGGCGGGGCCCGGCGAUCACAGACAAGGACCGCACCAAGGGCCCGGCCGAGGCCGAGUUGCCCGAGGACCCCAGCAUGAUGGGCCGGCUGGGGAAGGUGGAGAAGCAGGUGUUGUCCAUGGAGAAGAAGCUGGACUUUCUGGUGAACAUCUACAUGCAGCGCAUGGGCAUCCCCCCGACGGAGACGGAGGCGUACUUCGGGGCCAAGGAGCCCGAGCCGGCGCCGCCCUACCACAGCCCCGAGGACAGCCGCGAGCACGGGGACAGGAACGGCUGCAUCAUCAAGCUGAUCCGUUCCGCCAGCUCCACGGGCCAGAAGAACUUCUCGGCGCCCCCUGCCCAGUGUCCGCCCUCCACCUCGUGGCAGCAGCAGUGCCACCCGCGCCAGGGCCACGGCACCUCCCCUGUGGGCGACCACGGCUCGCUGGUGCGCAUCCCGCCCCCGCCCGCCCACGAGCGCUCGCUGUCCGCCUGCAGCGGGGGCAACAGGGCCAGCACGGAGUUCCUGCGGCACGAGGCCGCCCUGCGGGACAGUGACACGUCUAUCUCCAUCCCGUCCGUGGACCACGAGGAGCUGGAACGUUCCUUCAGCGGCUUCAGCAUCUCCCAGUCCAAGGAGAACCUGGACGGCCUCCACAGCUGCUACGCGGCCGCGGCGCCCUGCGCCACAGUCAGACCCUACAUCGCGGAGGGCGAGUCGGACACGGACUCGGACCUGUGCACCCCGUGCGGGCCCCCGCCGCGCUCCGCCACCGGGGAGGGCCCUUUCGGCGACGUGGGCUGGGCCGGGCCGCGGAAGUGAGGCCGCCUGCCCGCCUCCCCCCGACUCUGGCUUUCCAGGUCUGCAGACGGGACGCUCCUCAGCGACGUGGGCGGGGGCGCCUUGGUCUCGAGAAGUGAAGCCUGGCAGAAGUUAUUUCUUAACAAGGGGCCGCCAGGCCGGCCGUGCCCUCUCUGCAGACCGCUGGCUGGGGUGUGAGCAGGGGUGAUGGCAGAGGACAGACCCCUGGCGGGAGGGAAGAGGCGUGCGGUCGAGGAGCAGGGCCCGGUGAGGGUGGCAGCGAGGGGCAGGAUCGAUGGCCUCGAGGCCCGUGGGGCAGGAGCUUGGGCUGAAGGACGCACUGUUGCCCCGUGGGCGUGGCUUGGUCUUGUCCCUCUGUCCCCGCAAGGCUGGCACAACGACGCCUUCUCUCCUCCAGGGAGCUGCUGGCCUGCAGAGGAGGGGGUGAGACCUCAGGGCCUCCCAGCCUCGGCUCCUGUGGGGAGGGGCCUGCUCCACAGGCUUCUGGAACGGGGCCGUUGCGGGGGGCUCUUGCAGCCACCGGAGACCUGGGGAUGGGCACCCCCAUGUGCUGCAGGCCACGGCCAGCACCGGAUAGAGCCCCGUGUGCAGGGAGCAUGCUGGGUGGUUGCGGGCUGGUGUUUCUAGGCCUCAGGGCCAGGUAGGUCGUGGUGAGCAGGUUCACGUGCUGUCUUUCCCUGGGGGCCCUGCCUCACUGCUCCCCCACUGGUGCCUCAACAGGACCCAGGGCAGGACGAUGCCAUAACUCCUGGGGAAAGCCUUCAAAGCCCCCGAGAGGUUGGGGGGCCCCCUCCCCCCGUGGAGCUGAAGCAGCCCUGUCCUGUAGGGUGCCUCCUUCGUCCCCGCUGCGGCUGACCGUCCGCCCACCCGCUCUGCACUGACUGGUCCCUUGGCUGUGACUUCUUGGUAUCCUGGGAGUCAAGGAUGACCCUCUCCAGGCUGAGCCUCAGGGAGCAGGGGCCCUUGUCUCCUGUGGUUGGCACCUUGGCGCCAGGAACAGCAGCUCUGAGCCAGUCUCAGCAGUCUGUGGGGUGGGAGGCAUCUGGCAUUUGGAAGCGCAGCCUGGGCACCUGGCUAUCUCUGCGGCAGUGACCCCUGCGUGUGGUCGGGCUGGACGCGGGCAAGCCCACUGUGGAGUGACUUCCCCCCAAACACUAGGUCCUGGGGGAGCUUUGUCAUGACUCGGACCAGAAGUGGUUGGCGAGAGAGUCUGCCUUUGUCCUCGGAGGAGGGCUUGGAAAACAGUAUCUGAGGGUCAUGUGCCCCGGGCACGAGGUCCAGGUGCUCAGAGCUCUUUAGGGAGUAAUGUCUCUUGACCGGGCAGGGGCCGUUGCUAUGGGCUCUGUGCCUGCCCCCUCCCCUUGCCAGGACACCCCGGGUCCCACCAUAGGCGCCUCUUGCUGGCCGGGCAGCAGGUGGCUGUGCUGGGUCUGUGUUUGCCCACAGCGGAGGGCGGAGGGCGGAGGGCGGAGGGCGGAGGGCGGAGGGCACAGGCUCAGAGGUGGAAACCGCUGUUGCUGUCAGGGCCCAGCCUCCGGGAGGGGAAGGUGUGGAAGUUGCCACGGGGCCCGGGAAGCAGCGCUUCUGGGGCUGUGCUGGCUCCCUCAUGCUGAGGACCGUCCUUCUCCAGGGCUGUGUUUCUCUGGCCUCGGGCCUCAGGGUGGUGGGAAAAGUCCCUGCCCGUGCAGACGCCGCGGGCCUUGGUGUGGCCUGUGCGGAGUGGCCCGGGGAAGGUGCCUCUCCCAUCGCCAUCUCCCUCUGGGCUGAGCCCCCUUCGCCCUCCCGGCACGGGGGAGGGGGGUUCCAGCUGCAGACCGCCAGGCAGGGCAGGAGCGGGCGGCCCCUGAGCCUGGCAAGGCCGGGUCAGAUCUUGAGGCCCUGUGAGGGUUAGAGACUGUCGCCAGUGACAGACCCGCCUUGUUGGGUCUCGGCCAUCGAGGACUCCACGCCCUGGGUGGAGGCGCCUGUUGUCCCGAGAGAAAGGUUGCUGUCCCGUCCCACAUGCUCCCUGUGUUGUGUGCCCCUGCAGACGGGAGGAGCUGGCCUCAGACGUGCUCCCUGUCUACAGAGCCGCUGCACAGGGGGAGGGGUCUCUCAGGCCGCAGCAGGAGGGGUCUCAGGCAUGUUCCACGUCCGCAGGGGGGACGAGAGGCCUCCUGCCUGAGAUCUCUGGCCCCUCCGAAGGGAAGAGGCACCCAGCUCUGGGGGAUGGUUUAGGGGCUCGGCUUUGGGAGAUGAUGUCAUAGAGGCCCCCUCUCGGGACGCCCGGACCGAGGCCCGGGCGGUGCCUGUCCCUCAUGGCACCCACCUCCUGCCCCGGGGUCCCACCCUCAGAGAAGCAUAGCAGGAAAAGGCUGGAGGCAUCCGCAGGGAGCUUGAGCCCUUGGUUGGGCGUGUGCGUGAUGGGAGUACGGAGCCUGCCGGUCACCCUUGGCACAUGUGGCAAAGGUUUCCUAAGACAAGGGCACUUGUUAGGCCAGAGUAUGUGCCCCCACCAGCCCACGGCCCUGUGCUCAUGUACACGCUUGCGUACGUGCAGCACACACACAUACACAAGCACACCCACGGGGAUGUAACUUGGCACACACAUGCUCACAUGCACGCACACACUCAUGUGCACACACGCUCGUGCACACGUACACAUGUGCA